Molecule: messenger RNA, 3217 nt
Organism: Diatraea saccharalis (sugarcane borer)
Lineage: Eukaryota; Metazoa; Arthropoda; Insecta; Lepidoptera; Crambidae
Source: the annotation of a GenBank genome assembly
CGCGAGUUGAGUGCACGGCGCACGCUAUUGCAUAUGGCGACCGCGUGACGGGUGAUAGCAGCUUGCCAUCAAAAUGCAUUCGCGAUGUUAUAAAAACAUUUAGAACACAAAUAUUGACGUUAACCGCCACACUAAAACUCAAAAACUGUGUCCGCGAGACUGAGAGAGGAGGAAAGCGAGGCCCCAAUGGAAAAAUAUGAACAAUUUUGUGCUCUUAAAAAUUAUUGAUUUUCAUAGUUAAAAAAAACAUCAUACGACGCUAAUUACAUACGUGAUGUGUAGUCGCGAGGUCCACAAAUAUAUAUUAUCAAGACAUCAGUUCCAGUAUUAAAAUAUAUAUACAUAUAUUCAGUCUAGUCUAAAUAGUUUCUACUUAUAAAGUAUUGUUGGUACUUAAUUAAAAUAAAUUAAAAAAAACUUAACUUUUUUACCUAUAUAGCCUGUGAUAUUGAAAAUUUUCAGUGGACCGUUUUAAAAAUAUAGUGCAAUCUUAGAUAAGUAGUCAUAUGCCAAAGAUAUUUUAAGUAGAUAUGUUCUUGAAUUAAACCUGUUUAUGAAAACCAAUUGAUGGAAGAUGGCAGCACCUCCACAGCAGUUCUGCGUGAGGUGGAAUUCUUAUCACACAAACUUGCAGGUAAAGGAUGGCAGGCUUUAUGCACAGGCCGUGUUCCCCCGCCUGCUCCUCACUGAGCAGUUCGCGGACGUGACGUUGGCGUGCGAGUCGCGACAGCUGCGAUGUCACAAGCUAGUGCUGUCCGCCUGCUCCGCUUAUCUGGAGAAGCUCCUGCUACAGAACCCGUGCAAACACCCCAUAGUACUCAUGAGGGACAUGAGGUUCAGCGAAAUGCAGGCGUUGGUAGACUUCAUGUACAAGGGAGAAGUGAAUGUAACACAGGAGGAGCUGCCGAGCCUCCUCAAGUCAGCUGAAGCGUUGCAGAUCAGAGGGUUGUGCUCGAGCGACACGUCGGGGCUGUCGGGGGGCGCGGGCGGGGGCGGGGGCGGCGCGGGGGGCGCGGACGCGAAGGACUUCACCGUGGCCAGCGAGGCGCUCGUGGCGCAGGCGCACCACGCCAACACUAACGGCACAGCGACCCCCCAAACGCAUCAAGCACAGAAACCCAACCCUCCAACACACAACGGACCCAAGAAACGGAAAUCAGAAGAGAGAAGCGUCAAAGAGGAGACCGUCGAGGAAGAUGGGUUAUAUUACGGUGAACUAGACCACGACAAUAUGGAGUAUAAUGAGGACGAAGAACCCGGAAAACCCGGCAGCAGUCUCGGACAGACAUCCGGGCGUCGCAACACUUACAUACGUGUUAAACCUGAGAGCGAACUGUUCUUUCAAAACAAACUGCAGAGCUUAUCCAAAGCCAAUUCAGAUUACAUUACGAGACUGGCAAAAAUGAAUCCGACUGAAAUGCGUAACGAAUUCACCAAAUACGGCUUGAAUACCAACACCCCGACCGAGGAGUACGGUCAAAAAUCAGAGAACGACUUCUACAAGUCGUGGUUGGAACAGAACGGCGAAUUAGAAGUGUCUCUACUGAAAGCCGGACAGAAGAAGAAUAGAGAGAAAAGGCAGCCGGCCAAGUCCGAAGUGGAACUGAUACCGAAAAUCAAAGAACCGGAAAAAACACAGAUGAGACGCAGAGGUAGACCCCCACUGUUCAAGGACAAGAACCUGGAUAUAGGAGAGACCGUAUUAAAGUCUGAUCUGGAUCAAUUCUUGGAGGGCAAGGAGGUAAGCUCUUCGGGAUUGUCCAGGAAAGACCUGGAACGAGUGAUGAUGGGCAAGUUUAACCCGAACAGGAGAUAUUCUAAUGAAGCUAUGUGGGCGGCGCUGAUGGAUGUUAAGAAGGGUGGAAGUAUUUACAGAGCCGCUCAAACCCACAAAGUGCCGCGGAAAUCGUUGAGGAACUGGAUGAAACGGUGCCACAUCAAAUCCUCGUUCCCUAUGCCGCAACAACUGAAACAAUUCGUCGAGAACAGCAAGAAACAGAAGGAAUACAAGAGCUACGAGGGGUACGUCGACAACCCUGAACAGGGCUGCGAGAAGAGCGGCACCGAAACCGACGUGGCCUCGUACGAUGCCGACAUGGACUUCGGGAAACAUUUCCUCAUGAAUAAUGUCUCCAGCGACGAGGAGCUGAAGAACGAACAGAACGUCGCCGAGCAUGACGAGGACGCGGCGGCGGAGGCAGUGGCGGCGGUCGAUAUGACGCUCCCACAAUAAUUAAUACUAUUAGUUGUAUAAAAAAAUAUGUGUUUAUUAUUCUUAUGAGUAUUAUUUUAAUGAAUUUAAAAGGCGCAGAUGCUUAGAUUGUUCAUAUUAAUUACACAGUAAAAAUGAGCUCGAUGAAAGGUUUUUUAACAAAUUUCUAUGAAAGCUGGGAAUUAUUAAUUAUUAUUAUUUAAAGAGUAAAGUUCGGAAAGGAACGGUAGUCGAUUCGCUUUGCCGACAGUUUUAUAUAUUUGGCGUAUAAUUAUACUGCGUAAGAUAUAAGUAGAAAAUUGAGUAUUCGAUAUUUACCCAACGAUAAAUUAUAUUAUUUUUGUUUUUUUUUUGUUGUUUUUAGGAAGAAUAAUGUGUCUUAUUUUAUUGCAAUAUAAAAUCCAAAGAUUUUUAAUGGAAAUAAAAAAGUAUAUUAAUGUGUAAUAUGAAUUUCAAAAAUGAAUUAUGAUACGUGCAGAAAAUAGAUAUAAUCUAUCAGAAACGUCUGGUCGAUGUCGCCAGAGGACAUUAUAUAUUAUACACAUUUACUUACUACUACUUUGUUUGUAAUUAAUGAUUUUUUAUUAUUUAAAUAUUAAUUGGAUUUGUUAUCUAAAAUUAGAGAGAGAAAAAACUAUAUUGGCCUUUUGGAAAUCGUGUGCUUGAAGGGACUUCGUCCGAAUAAAUGAAAAGACUUUAUAUAUGAAAUUCUAGAGUUAAUUUUAAGCUAAGCAAAAUUAAGUUUGGCUGAUUUUUAAUGUAUACAUGAUGAAUAAUUACUGAAAGACAGUACCUAUAGGCAAAGCGUACUUUGGAGCGGCCAUUUCAUUUGUAACAUAAUAAAAUGUAAUUCUAUUGUGAUAUUUAUUAUGGUUGAUACCAUAACAAUGAUCAGCGCAAACUGUUCAGAUUCAUGAAUUGAUUCUGAACUCUACUGUACAUCGUGUUAUUAUGUAAAAUUUCGCGAUGAUGUCAUAAGCAGCUAUGAUCAGAGCGACAGAGAUA